Eublepharis macularius is the source of this 3899-nucleotide messenger RNA. RefSeq names its product RAP1 GTPase activating protein (gene RAP1GAP). The record is from RefSeq and is a predicted model, not a curated record. Gene Ontology annotation, molecular function: GTPase activator activity. Lineage: Eukaryota; Metazoa; Chordata; Lepidosauria; Squamata; Eublepharidae. Gene Ontology annotation, biological process: regulation of small GTPase mediated signal transduction; activation of GTPase activity. Gene Ontology annotation, cellular component: membrane; cytoplasm. The transcript is spliced from 24 exons. The coding region runs from base 173 to 2353 and encodes 726 amino acids.
AGGCGGGCAGGCAGCCGGCCGGGUGGACAAGACCUCCGUCUAUCACCAGGGCAGGUGGAGGAACGAUGGGCCGAGGCCGCCCUCCGCCGGCGCUCCCCUAGAGGCGCUCCGCCCGGGCCCCGCUGCCCCGCCGCCCGCUCUGCGCUCCCCCAAGAACACAGAAUUGUUUGAAAUGAUUGAAAAGAUGCAGGGAAGCAGGAUGGACGAACAACGAUGCACGUUCCCUCCCCCUCUGAAGACAGAAGAGGAUUAUAUUCCCUACCCCAGCGUCCAUGAGGUUCUGGGUCGAGAGGGGCCGUUUCCCCUUAUCUUGCUCCCCCAGUUUGGGGGCUAUUGGAUUGAGGGCACCAACCAUGAACUGACGGGCGUGCUUGAGACAGAGCAGCUCCAGUCUCCGACCUCCAGGGUGAAGCUGGAAUGUAACCACACGGCCACAAUCUACAGGAAGCAUUUCUUGGGCAAGGAGCAUUUCAAUUACUACUCCGUGGAUGCUGCUUUGGGACACCUCGUCUUCUCCCUCAAGUACGACGUUAUUGGGGACCAGGAACACUUGCGCCUGCUGCUGCGGACCAAAUGCCGAACGUACCAUGACGUCAUUCCCAUCUCGUGCUUGACAGAGUUUCCCAAUGUGGUCCAGAUGGCCAAACUGGUGUGUGAGGAUGUCAACGUCGACCGCUUCUACCCUGUGCUGUACCCAAAGGCCUCUCGCCUCAUUGUGACCUUUGAUGAGCACGUCAUCAGCAAUAACUUCAAGUUUGGGGUCAUCUACCAGAAGCUGGGCCAGACUUCAGAAGAAGAGCUUUUCAGCACCAACGAGGAGAGCGCUGCCUUCGUGGAGUUCUUGGAAUUCCUGGGCCAGAAGGUCAAGCUGCAGGAUUUCAAGGGGUUUCGGGGAGGCCUGGAUGUGACCCACGGGCAGACAGGGACCGAAUCUGUCUAUUGCAAUUUCCGGAACAAAGAGAUCAUGUUCCACGUCUCCACCAAGUUACCCUACACCGAAGGAGAUGCCCAGCAGCUACAAAGGAAGCGGCACAUCGGCAACGACAUCGUGGCCAUCGUCUUCCAGGAUGAGAACACGCCCUUCGUCCCAGACAUGAUUGCUUCCAACUUCUUGCAUGCCUAUGUGGUGGUGCAAGCAGAGAACCCCUGUUCAGACAACACCCUCUACAAGGUCUCAGUCACUGCCCGGGACGACGUGCCUUUCUUCGGACCCCAGUUGCCCAACCCCGCCGUUUUCCGAAAGAGCCCCGAGUUCCAGGAAUUCCUCCUGACCAAGCUGAUCAAUGCUGAGCACGCCUGCUACAAGGCAGAGAAGUUUGCCAAACUGGAGGAGCGAACGCGGGCUGCCCUCUUGGAGACCCUCUAUGAGGAACUGCACCUCAACAGCCAGUCCAUGAUGGGGCUUGGGGACGACGACGGCAAGCUGGAGAACGGCAGCGGGAGCGGCGGGGGCUUUUUUGAGUCCUUCAAGCGGGUGAUCCGCAGCCGCAGCCAGUCGAUGGACGCCAUGGGUCUAAGCAACAAGAGGCAGAAUACCGUCUCCACCAGCCACAGCGGCAGCUUCGGACACAACAACCCGGACAUUGCCAAAGCUGCGGGCAUAUCCCUGAUCGUCCCUGGGAAGAGCCCAACGCGCAAAAAAUCAGGACCGUUCAGCUCGCGGCGGAGCAGUGCCAUCGGCAUAGAGAACAUUCAAGAGGUGCAGGAGAAAAGGGAAAGCCCAACUGGGACUGAGAAAACGCCGGACAGCGGCCAUGUGCCCCAGGACCCCAAGUCGGAGGAUUCGUCCAACCCAAGCUCCCCUGAGAUCCCCACCACCAAGAACAGGCCGGAUCCUGUAGCGCACAAGGCAGAGGCCCUGCGGGAUUUCUCACGCUCUUCGUCCAGCGCCAGCAGUUUUGGCAGUGUGGUGGAAGAACAGGAGGGUGGCCAGGAAGACGACACGGGCAUGGAGAGCCGGUCCUCAUCUGGGACCCCGCACAAGCGUGACUCCUUCGUCUACAGCACCUGGCUGGAUGACAGCGUGAGCACCGCCAGUGGUGGCAGCUCUCCAGGCCCUUCUCGCUCUCCCCAGCCAGACCCCGGGAAAUCCACAGACCCCUCCUGCCCAGAAAUCAAAAUCCAGCUGGAGCCUGCAGACCAGCCCCCCCACCUGCACACAGUGAAGAAGCACACGCUGAGGGACUUGUGGAAGGCCCGCCUCUUCGUCAUGGCCCCGUUGGCAAAGCCUGCCUACCCAAGCUUCCGCCCUAAAUGGCUGCCUCCUCUCUCCUCCUCCGGUUGCCUGAGAGACUGCGGAAGAAGGCACCCUAGAAGAGGGAUCUCCCAAGGGAAAUGGUUGCAGGGGCUAUAGACUCUGGCCGGCUGAGGUGUUCAGUGACUCCGCCCCAGUCUCAGUCCAUGACCUGAGCCACAGCCCUGGCCCCCUGCAGUGCCUCGUGGCCAGCCAAAAGACGUGUGGCAGCCCCGGAGAAGACGUCCUGGGGAACAAGGCGAAUAAUCACACACACACACAAGCACAUCCAUAGCUCCUUUCCCUGAGCAGAGAUGGCUGAUCAGCAGGUCACCCGAUGGCAGGAGCUCUGUGUGUGUGCGUGUGUGUGUGUGCAUGUGUCUGUCUCUGGUUCUUCCAUCACACAAACAACCGCAGGGCUAGUAGCUUGCCGGAGAGAACACAGAGCUAGGAGCCUGACCAUUUUGAGGGUGUCAGAGAAGGAAAGCACGGCAAGUGAGGAGUGAGGGAUCCCACCCCCCAUCAGGAGGCAAUUUCCACAGGCCCUCUUGGGAAGUUGGCUUGAGGUGCAAAGCCUGGACCAGCUCCUCUUCACCUGCUGCUUAUGGAGCUGCUGUCCUCCCAUCUUGUCCUGAGCAUCCUAGACCACAUGUCAGGAGGGGGGGGUCACCCAUCAGAAUCAGCUGCCUGCAGUGUGGGGGCGGCGCGCUCUCUUGCCAUUCCCUCUCCCCAGCUAAGACUGGCUGACCUUGGUCCAUUGGACAAUUAUCUUCUUGCGGGGAGGGGACAGGGCAGCUGUGCAGAACUGGGUAGCUUUAUACCAUGGCUUUGAAAACCCCAGCGUGGGUGAGCUGGAUAUGGAGCCCUGCUCCAAGCAACACCUGACUCUCAGAGUGAAUCCCAAAGAGUAACUGACAAUCGUUGGAGACUUUUUUUUUUUGCAAAAGGCCUGUGAGGUCAGUCAGAACCUGAGCCAUGUGACCGGACAUUCGGUGAGCUGCUGCCCUCCAGUUAUCUGCAGUGGAGCACCGCUGGACUGGGACAGUCUACAUGCCCGCUUUGUCUUCGCAUGCCAUGUUAUGUUUUUUAGAGAAAACCAGGAGUAAGAGAAAGCACGGUUAGCAAAGAGGGCAAGUUGUGUGUCGUCAUACUUCACAGUUUGUGGCAAAACUCCAGCUGGCUGCCUCUGGCUGCCUCUCCAUGCACCGGCCAGUCUGUAUCCAUGCUGUACAGUUUGAUGGGGGGUGGGGUGGGGGUCAAUGUUCAUCUCCAACCCCUCCCAGUAGCUCUUCCCUUCCGGGGCUGCCGGAGCAUGGGGAAAAGGAGGGAAUGCUCAGAUUCCCAAAAUGUCCAUAUUUAAUUUUAAAACUGCCUCCUGUAAGUGUGAAUAGAGAAAUUCUGUGGAUGUGUCUGGACCUCUUUUAUGUCUGUGUUUAUCCCAUCACUCCUCCCCUUUCGUUUUAUUAUUUUUCUAAAGAUGCACAAAAUCCAUGAAUUUUUAAAUUAAUGUUCAGACACGAACAUUUCCUCUUUUUGAACUCCAGUGUUGGUGUUUCCGGUGACAUAUGUAUAAAAAAAACCCUAUUUAUUGCUAUUGUAAGAAAAUUCUAUUUGUAAAUGCUUUUUAUGAUAUACAGGCUGGAGAAUAAAAGGAGCAAUCUGUGUA